This is a messenger RNA of Oncorhynchus tshawytscha (Chinook salmon), 5653 nucleotides long. RefSeq names its product inward rectifier potassium channel 2. The record is from RefSeq and is a predicted model, not a curated record. Lineage: Eukaryota; Metazoa; Chordata; Actinopteri; Salmoniformes; Salmonidae. The coding region runs from base 2122 to 3711 and encodes 529 amino acids. Gene Ontology annotation, molecular function: inward rectifier potassium channel activity. Gene Ontology annotation, cellular component: plasma membrane. The transcript is spliced from 3 exons. Gene Ontology annotation, biological process: regulation of monoatomic ion transmembrane transport; potassium ion import across plasma membrane.
CAGUAGGUAACAUCUGUCUCUGUGUAAACCUUGGACAACAGGUAACAUCUGUCUCUGUGUAAACCUUGGACAACAGGUAACAUCUGUCUAUGUGUAAACCUUGGACAGUAGGUAACAUCUGUCUCUGUGUAAACCUAGGACAACAGGUAACACCUGUCUCUGUGUAAACCUAGGACAGUAGGUAAAACAUGUCUCUGUGUAAACCUUGGACAGUACGUAACACAUGUCUCUGAGUAAACCUUGGACAACAGGUAACAUCUGUCUCUGUGUAAACCUUGGACAACAGGUAACACCUGUCUCUGUGUAAACCUUGGACAACAGGUAACAUCUGUCUUUGUGUAAACCUUGGACAACAGGUAACAUCUGUCUCUGUGUAAACCUUGGACAACAGGUAACAUCUGUCUCUGUGUAAACCUAGGACACCAGGUAAUGACUGUUGCCUUGGUAUUCUCCUGUGUUGUGCCUUUGUUGCUCCUAGUCAGGGUGUUACACUGUAAACGGUCUUAGGUGAUCUGGUCAAGGUGUUACACUGUAAACUGUCCUCAGGGAGGUGGUCAAGGUGCUACACUGUAAACUGUCCUCAGGGAGCUGGUGAAGUGUUGAACUGUUCCUCAGGAACCUAGUAACAUGUUUAGCUUGUUCACUGGGGGUCAAAGACUUGCCAGCGUUCGAAACCCACAGUCCACUGGAAAUGUGUACGGAAGGUAAAGUCUAAUAUCGCAACCAAACAUUUUUUAUGUCAUUUGGAUUUGCCCUGAAUCAAACCUAGGAUAUCCUGUUAAAAAAGCAGUCACCUGAGAGAGCCGCAAACAUAUUUCAAAUGUCUCUAAAAGUCUGCUUUUGUUGUGCCAAGAACUCACCACUGACAUUUGAGGACUUUUGUGGCUUGGAAAAGAAACUUGGAUUUGAGGGGAAACUGCUGGUCACAGUCUCCCACUUGUGAGAGACACUGAGUGAGUAUUAUUUACACAGUGCAUGGCUACUGUAGCUCAUAAAUGUGUUCCAAGGCCCUGUAGCAAAGGAAACAUAGAUAUAAAAGGGUGGAGGAACAUAUUCUGACUGAUAGGAAGUGAAUGGAUUGGAAUUGUGUACCAUUAUCUGAAUCAAUAGUCUAAGGAGUUCCUCCUCUGUUUCAAUCUGCCUUGUGUAUUUUCCAUGACCAAACCACUGGGAAGUGAAGAUCAUGGAACGUAAGAAACAGCAUGUUAUUCUUUUCUCUGCUGGUUGCAUGUAAGAUACGUGUUAGAAACGUAGACCCCGUUUGACUGUACUGUACUGUGGAUCUACCCCUGGACUCUGUAUUGUCAUAUUGCACUUUAGUGAAUGUGGGGAGUAUAUAUCCUCCUUACUACUACCCCAUUGUAUCCCCAGCUCUCAUCCUUUCAAGCUUCUCAGUUCCUGUAGCCUGCUCAAUGUGUUUCCCUUGUGCUGUUUCAAACUGUCAGCAAAACUCCUGCUUCCUCGUAAGAUGGCCACAGACUAUGGGUCCCUCCUGUUGAUACCCUGGACACGUGUGUAACCUCCCUCUUCAGCCCAAAGGAGUGUAAGUACUACAGGGACUAUACAGUAUUACUGCGAGACUGUCUAUCUGCUGCUGUGGAAUACGUUUCUGACCAGAGGAGUAUAUACAGCAACAACUUGACCACUGAGUUUCCUUCAAGAGAAUGGAAGGAAGACUGUGAAUCAGGACACUGUAGAGCUGUGAGUAACCCUGACUGUUAAUAAAAAGUUAGUGGAACAAUGAUCCGGGAAGUGAGGGAAGUCAUCUACUGCUGGAUACAGUUUUUCCUCAUGGAUUUACCUUUACCACAUCAGAUGGAUUACUUUUCACCAUAGAAACAGUGGAACUGGAAACAAGUACAGAACACCAGGUUCUUAUCAAUACCUAGGUGGUCAUAAACUCACAAAGCACAUAGGAGUUGAGACUACAGCUUCAUCAGUGUAAGACAGGUUCUUAUUAAUACCUAGGUGGUCAUAAACUCACAAAGCACAUAGGAGUUGAGACUACAGCUUCAUCAGUGUAAGACAGGUUCUUAUUAAUACCUAGGUGGUCAUAAACUCACAAAGCACAUAGGAGUUGAGACUACAGCUUCAUCAGUGUAAGACAUUGUACUUAGCACCAUGGGAGCGGCGCGUGUUAAGCGACGUUUCAGUGCGGUGGUUGACGGGCUGGUAGACGAGGAGGAAGUCAUUAAGCUGGCUCUGAGUGUUGCUGACACGGCCAGGGUGGGGGGGAGCACGGGAGGCUCAGGGAGCCCCACCAGUCUCUCUCCCACACACAACCGAAAUGGCAAAGCACUCCCCCUGCAGGGCAACGGCAGCAAUGCACGGAGGCCCAGCGGAGCCCUGGAGGCAGGAGGAGGGGAAGGAUCGAUGAAAGGAGGAGGGCGCUCAGGACUGAGGGGCGGGAGGUGCGGAAGUCUGGGGAGAAGGGGGGAAGGCUGUUCGUCCUCGGACCGAGAUUCAACACUGUCGUCCCCUUCCUCCUCAAGCCGCCGGCCCACCCGGCGCUCUAGACUCCGGCCCCGCCACCGCUUUGUGGGCAAGGACGGGCGCUGCAACGUCACCUUCGUCAACAUGAGCGAGAGGGGCCAGCGUUACCUCAGCGACCUCUUCACCACCUGCGUGGACAUCCGCUGGCGUUGGAUGCUAGUCAUCUUCUGCCUCUCCUUCCUCCUCUCCUGGCUGCUCUUUGGCUUCGUCUUCUGGCUCAUUGCCGCCGCGCACGGGGACUUCGCCAUCCGCCUCAACCCCAGCUCGGGUGCCUCUUCCGGGGGAGGAGAUGAGUCCGGAGCAGGGGCGGUGGUGGAAGUGGAGGAAACGUGUUUCGUUCAGGUGAACAGCUUUAUGGCGGCCUUCCUGUUCUCCCUGGAGACGCAGACAUCCAUUGGUUACGGCUUCCGCAGCGUGACCGAGGCCUGCCCCCUGGCGGUGAUGGCGGUCGUCUUGCAGUGCAUUGUGGGCUGCAUCAUCGACGCCUUCAUCAUCGGAGCGGUCAUGGCGAAGAUCGCUAAGCCCAAGAAGCGUAACGAGACGCUGUUGUUCUCUGACACGGCAGUGGUGGCGCUGAGAGACGGGAAACUCUGCAUGAUGUGGAGGGUGGGGAACCUACGCAAGAGCCACCUGGUAGAGGCACACGUACGUGCACAGCUAAUGAAGCCGAGGGUGACCCCAGAGGGAGAGUUCCUCCCGCUGGACAACGAGGACAUCAACGUAGGAUUCGACACGGGAACCGACCGCAUCUUCCUGGUUUCCCCGGUAACCAUCGUCCACGAGAUCGACGAUGAGUCGCCGUUUUUCGAGAUGGACCGUCGGACUCUGGAGGGCGACGCGGAGCUGGAGGUGGUGGUCAUUCUGGAGGGUAUGGUGGAGGCCACAGCCAUGACCACACAGUGUCGCAGCUCCUACCUCGCCUCCGAGAUCCUCUGGGGUCACCGCUUCGAACCUGUGCUCUUCGAGAGGAAGAACUGUUACCAGGUGGACUACUCGUUCUUCCACCGGACCUAUGAGAUUCCCAGCACACCCUCUUGCAGCGCUAAAGAGUUGGCCGAGCAGAAGUACAUCCAGGGCUCACGCUCCUCCUUCUGCUACGAGAACGAAGUAGCCCUGCAGCUCGUCUCCCCUGACAAUGACCCUGAGGGCAACCCUGGCGGCUGCCCCUCCUCCCUGACCCACCGAUCCUCCCUCUCACAACCCACCCACACUAACUAGGGAGGCGACAGGCAGAGGGGACAGGAAGUGACUUAGGAUCCACAGGAAGUCAGGGACAGACAGAGGGAGAGAGAGGCAGAAAGAGAGACAGGCUUCAUAGGGAAAGAGACCAACGUAGAGAAAGGUAAGUAGAAGAUUUAGGGAAAAGGACAACAUUGAGAGACUGAAGUUGUGAGAGGUGUAGAAAGACAAACAGAAGACACCACAAAGACGCAGAGAGACAGAGAUACUGUAUACUGUCAAACAGAGAGAGAAAAGGACAGACAGAUAGGACAGAACAGGAGAGAGAGGGAUAGAAAGAGAGAGAGAAUUGUCUUUGAAAGGGGUAGAUGGGCUGCUGCUACUCUAACUGUGUUGGCUGAUUUGGACAUAGCGAUCUUUCAGAAUCAUUAUGAACCCGUCUGUCUCAGACCCGUCCCGUCAACCAACCGCUACAUUCACCACUGGCUCCAGCACCUAGCUGACCACACAUACAACACUGACCCCUAUUGGCUUCAGUCUGUACCUGCAGCUCCUGUUCAGUUACAACUCACACUGGACACAUGGGAGUAAGGUGAAGUUGCCCCAUAGACACUGAGCUAUGAUCAGUUUAGUGUUUCUGCCCCCUAAUGGUGAAGGUUAGGUUUUGGAGAGGCUAAGCUGAUCCUAGAUCUGUGCCUACGGAUAACUUCUACACCAAACCUGUUGAUGUUGAAUACUGUGUGAGAGAAUGAGGUAAAACGGUGUAUAUCUACACAUUGAGGGAUGUUUGUUAUGAACUGAAUGAGAAGGCAUUAUUGAUAUGUUUUUGAUUCUGCUGAUUUGUGUUCUGUCAAGGUUUGAGCAGGUCUGUUGUGUUAGACUGAUAUGUAGCAAAAUGGAUACAGAGAAACAGCUGAAAAUAAGCAGCGGUUUUAAGCUGUUUCUUUGACUUGUACUGUAUGUUGUUAUUCUGUAUUUAUAAUGCAAGACUAUUAUAUAUUUGCUUUAUUUAAUCAAACAUGUUGCUUGUUCAACUGGGUGCAGUGUCAGCACAAAACCAUAUGAGUGCAUCGUCUGGUAACAUGUGAUUUGAAGGUCUACUUCUAAACUUAUGAUUGAUUGUUUAAUAUGGUUAACUAUGGUUAACAAACAAAGGUUUAUAAGUACUUUGUAUGCAGAACUUUGAUGAAAAUGUUACCUUGUGUUAUUUAAAAAUUCUACAGUACCCAGCUGAAGGGACAAUCUUAUGUUAAUGUUUACCUCUGUCUUGAAUAUGAGAUUCUCUCACCUGAGAUUCUGUGUUCCUCAAACAUUUAACUUUGUAUGAUUUUCCUCAGUAUUUUCCUUAUUUAGUUCAUUUGCUGAAUACUGUAUAUUUGGUAGAAUUUGAAGGGGGAAAUGGAGGGAUGUUAAAGGUAGACUCAGCGAUAUGACGUAGAUGCAGAAAGUAAACAGCAUAGUGGGUCAAUUUCCACAACAACUAAGAGUGUUGAAGUGUGAGGCUCAACUCCUCCGCUGUUUAAAUACAUAGUGAGGGUGUUCCAUACCGGUAAAACAUGAGCCUAUCACAAUAAUGGAAACAAAAUGUUGCCGAGGCUGAGAUGGAUGGCUGACACUGAGACGCGCGCGGACAGUAGUGGACGCAUACAUUCUGGCCUAAUGACAAUCACCAAAAUGUCAUUACACUUGUUGGUGUUUUGUGUAACAGAGGUCUCUUUCCAUCCACCACUGUUUGGGGGCUGGAUACAUGUUGAGACUGGAUGAACAUGUAAAGGAGCCCUUUGAAGUGAUAGUUUGGCAAUCAGAUGAAAACAUCAUGACUGGUGGUUUGUGCCACAGUAGAAGGUAAUACAUUUUAAAAGUUAAAUAACACAUCUUUAGUACGAGGCCCACAGAGAUCCUAAUGAAUGAAUAGAGAUUCUAUAUGGAAUGAAUAGAGAUUCUAUAUGUAAUGAAUGAAUAGAGAUUCUAUAUGUAAUGA